Molecule: messenger RNA, 4819 nt
Organism: Alosa sapidissima (American shad)
Lineage: Eukaryota; Metazoa; Chordata; Actinopteri; Clupeiformes; Clupeidae
Gene: crhr2
Product: corticotropin-releasing factor receptor 2
Exons: 12
Coding region: 93-1337 (414 amino acids)
Biological process (GO): long-term synaptic potentiation; cell surface receptor signaling pathway; adenylate cyclase-modulating G protein-coupled receptor signaling pathway
Cellular component (GO): axon terminus; dendrite; plasma membrane
Molecular function (GO): corticotropin-releasing hormone receptor activity; peptide hormone binding; G protein-coupled peptide receptor activity
Source: RefSeq, a predicted model, not a curated record
CGUGGAUUAAACUGAUUCAAAUGCUUCACUGAGUGAGAAGACCGCAGAGCACUACUUAAGAUAGCACUUUGUUCACCUUAAUUUUCCGAAACAUGGAUGCGACGAUUUUUCAAAUCUUCAUUGGGGAGUUUGGUGAUCCCAACUGUAGUCUCAUGGAUGCUUUUCAGGACACCUUUUACGAGAAUGCAUCUUUCUCAUUAAUGAAUUUUGACGGUAUUUAUUGUAAUGCCACAACAGAUGAGAUCGGAACUUGCUGGCCAAGGAGCAACUCGGGUCGAAUUGUGGAGCGACCAUGUCCGGAGUACAUCAACGGAGUUAAAUACAACACCACAAGAAGUGCUUACAGAGAAUGCAUGGAGAAUGGGACCUGGGCUUUCAGAAGUAAUUAUUCAAAUUGUGAGCCAAUUUUGGAAGAGAAGAGAAAAUACCCCAUGCAUUACAAGAUUGCUUUAAUCAUAAACUACCUUGGCCAUUGUAUAUCUGUGGGAGCUUUAGUUGUGGCCUUCAUACUGUUCCUCUGCUUAAGGAGUAUUAGAUGCCUUCGUAACAUAAUCCACUGGAACUUGAUUACCACCUUCAUCUUAAGGAAUGUCAUGUGGUUUUUACUACAGCUGAUUGAUCACAAUAUUCAUGAAAGCAAUGAGCCAUGGUGCCGCCUUAUAACAACAAUCUAUAACUACUUUGUGGUGACCAAUUUCUUCUGGAUGUUUGUGGAAGGCUGUUACCUCCACACUGCCAUAGUGAUGACUUACUCCACAGAUAAGCUCAGGAAGUGGGUGUUCCUGUUUAUUGGAUGGUGUAUUCCAUGUCCAAUUAUUGUGGCGUGGGCUAUAGGAAAGCUGUACAAUGAAAAUGAACAAUGCUGGUUUGGGAAGGAACCUGGAAAAUACAUUGACUACAUUUAUCAAGGGCCUGUGAUUCUUGUUCUGCUGAUAAAUUUCGUAUUCCUUUUCAACAUUGUAAGAAUUCUUAUGACAAAACUGAGAGCAUCCACCACAUCUGAAACUAUACAGUACAGGAAAGCUGUGAAGGCCACAUUAGUUCUCCUGCCCCUACUUGGAAUUACCUAUAUGUUGUUUUUUGUGAAUCCAGGGGAAGAUGACAUAUCUCAAAUAGUGUUUAUUUAUUUCAAUUCAUUUUUACAGUCAUUUCAGGGUUUCUUUGUGUCAGUAUUUUACUGCUUCCUUAAUGGAGAGGUGCGCUCGGCUACCCGAAAAAGGUGGCACCGUUGGCAAGACAACCAUGCACUACGGGUGCGGGUGGCGCGUGCCAUGUCCAUCCCCACAUCGCCCACGCGCAUCAGCUUCCACAGUAUUAAGCAGACCACUGCAGUGUGACGAGUGAGUGAGUGAGUGAGUAAGCGAGCAAGCAAAGGAGCGGCUGAAUGUGUCCAUGCCAGGAGUCCAUACUGCAGAUUGGUUGGGAAAAAGCCACUGCACUGUGUGUCUGCCUCUGAGACUUUUGAGAUUAAGAAUGAACGGAACAUUAAGCACUAGGAAUACAAAUUGACCUUUUUAUCCUACAGUUCUCUGUCUCUCUGUACUGUUUCAGACUGUCCAAUCCAGUAUAAUUCCUGCUGUGGCAUGCUGCCUGGUGUCAUUCUGAGAAAUCAGUGCCCAUUUGGUGUUUGUGGUCAUUCUCAACAAACCCACCAUCCAUCCCAUAAAUGUUGGAACUCCAACAUCCAUCUAUUUUUUUACCCGAUAAUAGCUUCAACAAAAAGCUUUUUGCUCCAUUGUCAAAUGAAUAUUACUUGACAUCUCCUGAUCUUGUAAGAUAACACACUGAUAAUGUAAAAUAUUGUAUACGCUUUUCUUUUCUUUUUUUGUUUUACUUCAGCUAGUUGACUUUGCACACUGGCUGAGAAUUGAUGCCGAGAGAAAACAACGUGUCUGGCCUUCUCAUAUGCUCUAUCAUCAGCAACUAAAAUGCCAACACAGUCAGUCUCCACACAGGAAGCCUUCAAAGAGACACAAAGACUUGCCUGCCAAUUAGUCUGUGUAUGUGCACACACAGGAGGUUUAACAGAUGUGGCGGAAGGCCAGGUCCAAUGGAACAUAGCAAGAAAACUGCCAACGUCACCUCCAGUUGCUUUUAGAUCUCACAAACUUUUAACAGCUGUCGUUUAUAUCACUGUUUCGUCGUCAUCGUGUUGAGACUGUGGCAGGGUUAUGUAAGCCCAGUGGCCAGUUCAUGUAAAGUGUCACCUGAGUUCCGUGCUGCCUGUCUUAUUUGAUGUUCCUCUUUGUUGUCAAAGCCCCCUGGGCAAGACGGACGUGGAUAACUGAGUUGCUCAGUGUGAAUCAGGCUGCCCUUCAUUUGUAUUAUUUCCAUUAUCUGGACAAACGUGUCUUUGAUUUUCUGACAGGACGACCCUGAAUGCUCUUGUAUCACAAAGAGUAUUUUUUUAGAAAGUCAAAAGAUUGUCUGCGAUUUAAGAAAAAGGACGGAGUAGAUUAAAGUCUUGUCAGUCUUCAAAUCCAUCAGUUCUGACUUUAAUCAGGGUCAAGGUUAAGCUCUGUGUAAAGAAUAGCUUUAUUGCAAGUGAACUCUAGUAUCACAAUAAGGUACAGGAUGUCCUCAUCAGACCAGAGUACAUUUAGUAUAGUACACUUGCAGAUAUCGGAAUUCCAGAAAAAGUUAUAUGUUUUAGUAGUAGUCAGCCCCAAUACAAGAAAAUUAGGGUUUAUCACAGAAGAUUGGAAACUAACAUGUUUCUAGUUUUAAAUGAUACACUACUAUUGCAUUUCCCAAGUAAAGUGGAUAUAUGGAUCAUCCUGUGUUCCAUUCCAUUUUCAUUCCAGGCAAGAUUUUAUAGUGAAGGAAUAUGGACACCAGAAUAAUGGUGACCCCUCAAAUUGUGCAUUUAGUAUUUAGUUCUUUUAUAGGAAAUUGAUCUUUGAAAUCCUAGGUGUCUGACAAGGUUCAAUGUUAACUAUCUCGGACUUACAGUAUACACAGUUUAGAUUCAUUUAAAGCCAAUAUUCAAUGCUUGAGUUCUUAACAGCCAAACAAGUUUUGUAGACUUUUGCCCUUUUAUUUAAUUAUGUAAACAUGGCAUUUCAUAAUCAUAAUCACUACAGAAUUUUUUCAGUUAGUCAUAGCUUUAAGUGUCCGUAAAAUCCUAGCAAACAUUUCUGAAGGCUUCUGCACAGUGAACUUCCUCUGCCUGAUUUCCUCAAAUGUCCUGGUAUUUAUUAUAUUGCAAGUGCAAGUCAUUGUGUAUGGAAGCCCAAAGUUGUGAGAUCAGUUCAAACUUAUAUAAUGGCCCCAUUUUGUUGAGAUCUUGACAUGUUUCUCAAGAACUCUGUUUUCUAUAUCUGCAUUUGGGCGCCUACUGUAUAUCAGGGACACGUAACCAAGAAGACGGCUUGUUGGCAAAGUGAGCUUGACGUUGCAACAGAAUAUAUUGAUGAUAAGUUUCCCAAUGGGGCCUUGGGAGACUAGGUUUCUAAUGUGUCAUACAGCUGAAUUAAAACAAACCUUGAUUAACUUUCUCAUCAUAAAAGUAAAAGCUAUGUGCUUGGUGUUUGACUAUAGGUCCAUGUGAAGUCAUCCAAUACCUCAAAUAGGUUGACGUUUCAAACAAUCCAAAUAGGUUGUCAUAUCCCGAGGUUUCUCAUGUGGAUUUUCUCUCAAGCAAGACUAUACAUUUCAGCCACCUAGAGCAUUAGUAUUAGAGUAUUAAUUUCUUAUGGGUAAACAGUGUUGACCUAUAAUUUUCUCAGUAUUUCAAAUUAUUUAAUUAUGUCAUUAUUUCAGGAAAAUAGUGUUUCGAAAUGUUGAGAUCUCAAGAAAAAUAUAGUAACUAAAUAUUUCACCAAAACGGGUUCACGAUUCAAAUGAAAAGUUGAUGGCAGUGUAGGGCCACCAUAAUCCUUUACUUAGACACAAAGGAAUGUCCCCAAGCUCUCCUCACUCAGGUGCAUGGAGUAUGAAAAAACAAAAGCAGCCUACUGUGGGCUGCUUUGUGGAUUAGUGGAUCAAAUUGUUCCUUCUGCCCAUUCUAGCAUUCACACAUACAUUACCAGCAGGACAAUACUGUAGGUUGUACAUAUGUAAUAAUACCUCUUGUUUUAUAUUAAUUACUAAAUACUGUGAAGUGUGAAAUAUCUUAAUUUAUCAAACUAAAGAGAUGUGGAGUAUGGGAGUCCCCAACUUCUUUUUGUUUUUUUUUGUUGACUCAGAUCACCAUUACUGUACAUAAUGCACUUUUAUGGAUAAUGAAAAAUCAACUAUUCCACCUAUUUGGUUCGUCUGGAUCCUGAGGGUGCCUAGGGAUGCUCAACACAUCAUUAGACAAGUAAACAAAGAAGAAAACAUUGACCUACAUGAUGUAAACUUCAACAGAAGGGAAAAAUAACAAUAUUGAAGACAGUCCAGUGCAAUUCACAGUCACUCCACAUAAAACAACCAACAAGCACUUGUACUCUCCAAGCCUUGCUCUGAUGUUGUGUUGUGUAUUCUAAGGCCACCAAUGAGUCCCCACCAAGGAGUAAUUGGACCAAAGAUGUUAGGUAUGCAGUACAUAUACUAGAAUAUUAGCUAUUGUAUGUCUACUGUUGUACACAUUGAGAGUUCCAUUUACUUUAAUGAUACGACACAAUGAUACUAAACUAGUAUCUGUGACAAAGUGUCUCAGUCAUUUUUCUAAGAUGAAACAAUGUACUGUGUCUGUCUGUCAGUGAGUAGGUGUGUAUAAUUGCAUCUCAUCUAGUUUGAAUAGAAAUGCCAUUGUUGCCUUAAACAAAUAUAAAACAUUGUAAAUAUAAUGUUUGUAAAUUGUGUAUUCAUGUGAUGGUGUUGAAUUUCUACAAGA